This is a messenger RNA of Diospyros lotus (date-plum), 2622 nucleotides long. RefSeq names its product BRCA1-associated RING domain protein 1. Gene Ontology annotation, molecular function: ubiquitin-protein transferase activity. Gene Ontology annotation, cellular component: BRCA1-A complex; BRCA1-BARD1 complex; plasma membrane. Gene Ontology annotation, biological process: positive regulation of transcription by RNA polymerase II; negative regulation of fatty acid biosynthetic process; double-strand break repair via homologous recombination. The coding region runs from base 147 to 2366 and encodes 739 amino acids. The record is from RefSeq and is a predicted model, not a curated record. Lineage: Eukaryota; Viridiplantae; Streptophyta; Magnoliopsida; Ericales; Ebenaceae. The transcript has 13 exons.
AGCUUAGCUUAUACAUCAACAAAGGUACUACCAUUCUCGGUUUUCUUUUGUGUCUGAGAGCACCGAUCUCAAUCUCUUCAGGUCAGGAAUUCUCCAUACUCCUCCUGUAUUAUUAAUAUUCCACUCAAAAAAGCGCCCAAGCCCUCAUGUCGGAGCCUUCCAAGCUUCUCAAUCCAUGGGUCCUCCAUCAUCAGAAACUCGGUCUCGAGCUCAAGUGCCCUCUCUGCUUGAACCUGCUUAAUCGCCCGAUGCUGCUUCCCUGCAAUCACAUCUUCUGCGAUUUAUGCGUGCCAAGAUCAACCCAGUUUGGAUCCGACUGCCCCGUCUGUAAACAACAGUUCGUUACUCGAGAUGUACGGCCAGCUCCUUAUAUGGAUAGUCUGGUAACCAUUUAUAGAAGUUUGGAUGCCACUUUCAGUGCUACUCUCUUUCAGCCUCUCACACCUGAUUGUGGAAGAGUGUCUCAGCAAUCCCCUGUACAAGGUGACAAUGAAUUAAAGGAGUCAGAUGAAACACCUCAGGAGGGAAACUCUGGCAAUGGGCUAUGCAAAUUUUUACUAGGAACAAGUAAACGAGUUCGGGCUUCACUUGACCAUCCUGUUACAGAAGGAAAUACACUGACUGGAAAAUCUGACAAAUGCACUCUGCAAUUUUCUAGGAAGUCAGAAAAGCUUAAGAUGUGUGAUGUGGAUGGAAUGGUUUUCCAUGGUAAAAAUGAAACGACUACCCUAGAAAAUCCUGGUUCAACAAGGGCUGCAGAAUACAAAGACCCUGGUCUAGAUGUGAUAGAAUUUAGUCAAAUGUUACAUCCAUCACCAGUAAGCGCUCCUUCUCUUGGUGACAAACACAUGGAUGAUGAAAGAAGUGAUCAAGGCAGUGGCAAUGAAUGUGCUGAAAGGCAUCCAGGCAAGUGCUUAGUUGAGAUGAACUCUGAUAAUCCUGGUGCUGGAAUGAAGGAGAGAACUUUGGCUGAAGCUGGAGAAUAUCAUGCCAAGGAUGUCAAAAGACAAAAGAAACUGAACUGUGGAUUGAUUGAUAUGGACGUGACAAACAACAGCUGCAGUCAACCAAAAUUUCUUAAUUUUGGACGUGCAGCAACUUCAGAAUUGAUGUCAAAAGCUGAGGAAUUCUCUAGGGAAAAUGCAUUUAUGGUUUCAGAUGCAUGUGAGGCAAGUAGAAGUAUUUGUGCCUUCUGCCAAUCCUCUAGUGUUACAGAUAGAACUGGGCCUAUGUUGCAUUAUGUCAAUGGAAGGGAGGUUGUGGGAGAUGGGGCAACAAACUCCAAUGCAAUACAUGCUCACAAGAUAUGCAUUGAAUGGACACCUCAAGCUUAUUUUGUUGGUGAAACUGUUAAAAAUUUGAAAACAGAAGUUGCGAGAGCUGCAAAACUAAAAUGCACCAGCUGUGGGCUAAGAGGAGCUGCUCUUGGCUGCUUUGUGAAAUCAUGCCGCAAAAGUUAUCACGUCCCAUGUGCUGUUGAAGUUCUUGGUUGCAGAUGGAACUUCGAUGACUUUCUAAUGCUCUGCCCAAGUCAUUCUUCUGUCAAGUUUCCAAGUGAGAAGUCCAAAUUUGGGAAGUGCACCAUUGAAAAGCAGCAUUUUGUGCCAACUAAAAUUGAAUCCAGAAUGCCUAAGCAGUCCAACUUGUGGAGAGCCUCUCCUGAUGGAGCAAAAGAAUGGGUUUUUUGUGGCUCUGCCCUGUGUGCUGAAGAAAAGCAUCUUUUGAUCAAAUUUGCAAGCAUUUGCGGUGCAACUGUAACCAAGUUUUGGAGGCCAAAUGUUACCCAUGUCAUUGCUGCCACAGAUGAGAAGGGUGCAUGCAGCAGGACACUUAAAGUUCUCAAGGCAAUUUUGCAUGGAACAUGGAUCCUUAAGACUGAAUGGAUAAAAGCAUGCAUGGAAGCUAUGCAUCCUGUGGAUGAAGAGCCUUAUGAAGUUAGUCUAGACAAUCAUGGCUGUUGUGACGGCCCCAAAGCUGGCAGACUCAGGGCCCUGGAAAAUGUUCCAAAGCUGUUUGAUGGCUUAAAUUUCUACUUCAUGGGGGACUUCAUACCAGCUUACAGGGAAGAUCUACUGGAUUUGGUGAUUACUGCAGGAGGUGGUGUUGUUGAGAGCAAGCAACAGUUGGCUUCACUUGCUCAUGCAGCAACAUUUGUGGUCUAUAACAACGAUCCCAUGCAAGUAGUGCAAGGGUGCAUAUUUGAAGAGGAUGGUUCUUCUUCCUCUUCUUCUUCAUCUGCAUUGCAGAGACUGGAAGCAGCAGCAAAAGAGUUGAGUGAUGAACUUGGGUCUCAGCCUCAGGUCAUUGCCCACACAUGGCUUCUGGAAUCAAUUGCUGCUUCCAAGUUGCAGCCUUUUGGUAAAUAAAUGCUAACAGUAACAAACAGAUUUGCCUGUGCCCCUGGGAUGUCUUAGUUUUCAGAUGCAAGAUGGUCAUGUAAACUUGAUAGGAUUCCCACAAAUUUCACUUGAAAGAGAGUUUUAGUUUUACUCUGUUUUUUUUAUCGUCAAAAUCUAUAAUUAUUAUCCUUUGGUUGUAUUUUAGAUAGAAAUUUAUUGCAUGGAUAUGAAUAAUAAUAAUUUAUGAAUUGGAGUGUAAAUGAAUUAUUACAGUUUUGAACAA